AUGGAGCAAGAUUUAAAAACAAUGAAUGCUUCCCAUGAAGAAUAUGAUACAAUUAAGCAAAUAGAGAAAGACGAAGAAGAAACAGCAACUAGUAGUCUUGUCGGUAAUACUGCUAAGUCAAUCAAUUAUGAAUCAACUUCAUCGCCAGAGCAGAAUGACAAGAUUGCAGAUUCUGAUGAUGAUGAUGAUAAAAGUCCUCGGUUCAGUUUCCGAAAACUUUGGGCUUAUACUGGUCCAGGAUUUUUAAUGAGUAUAGCAUACCUUGAUCCAGGAAAUAUUGAAUCGGAUUUACAAUCAGGAUUUGUUGCUGAAUUUAAGUUGCUAUGGGUGAUAGUACUUGCUACAUUCCUUGGAUUAUUACUGCAGCGUCUGGCAGCGAGACUGGGAGUGGUAACAGGGUUACAUUUAGCUGAAAUAUGCUACAUAGAAUAUCCCAUGGUGCCUCGAGUUGUCCUUUGGGUGAUGGUAGAGAUCGCUAUUAUUGGAUCUGAUAUGCAAGAAGUCAUCGGAACUGCUAUAGCUUAUAAUUUACUGUCGAGCGGAAAAAUACCACUUUUUGUUGGAGUUUUAAUCACUAUAUUAGAUACAUUUAUAUUUUUAUUUCUAGACAAAUACGGUCUGAGAAAACUGGAAGCAGUGUUUGCCACUCUGAUCUUUAUAAUGGCUGUGACAUUUGGCUAUGAGUAUGUUGUAGCAUCCCCAGACCAGGUCGGGAUAGUCAAAGGAGUUUUUAUACCCGGAUGUGGUCCUUGUACAACUAAAGCUAAGGAACAAAUCAUCGGUAUAUUAGGUGCGGUAAUUAUGCCACAUAAUAUUUAUUUACAUUCGGCAUUAGUCAAGUCACGGGAUAUAAAUCGAGACAACAAAAAGGAAAUCAAAGAAGCAAACAUGUAUUAUUUUAUCGAAUCUGCCUUGGCGUUAUUGGUAUCUUGUGUUAUUAAUAUAUUUGUAGCGUCUGUAUUUGCUGAAGGUUUAUAUGGGAAAAAUGUGUUUUAUGAAAAUACUACAGUAGUUGAAAUGGACAUAUAUAAAGGAGGUGUAUUUUUAGACUUGGAGAUGUCUGAUUUCGUUGGGAUUUGA
This is a messenger RNA of Saccoglossus kowalevskii, 1080 nucleotides long. Its product is annotated as natural resistance-associated macrophage protein 2-like. Gene Ontology annotation, molecular function: iron ion transmembrane transporter activity; cadmium ion transmembrane transporter activity; manganese ion transmembrane transporter activity. Gene Ontology annotation, biological process: manganese ion transport; iron ion transmembrane transport. NCBI's taxonomy places the organism in Eukaryota, Metazoa, Hemichordata, Enteropneusta, Harrimaniidae. The record is from RefSeq and is a predicted model, not a curated record. Gene Ontology annotation, cellular component: endosome membrane; plasma membrane.